Metarhizium album ARSEF 1941 is the source of this 1092-nucleotide messenger RNA. RefSeq names its product HPP family protein. The coding region runs from base 1 to 1092 and encodes 363 amino acids. NCBI's taxonomy places the organism in Eukaryota, Fungi, Ascomycota, Sordariomycetes, Hypocreales, Clavicipitaceae. The record is from RefSeq and is a predicted model, not a curated record. The transcript has a single exon.
AUGGCUUUGCCUCACAGGACGUGGAACUUCGACAUUGAUCGACUUCUUAAUCCGUUGGUGCCGUCACCGCCAUGGCGUUUCUUGCCCUACCCCGUAGCAAGGUGGCUUGGAUAUCGCAAGUCAAAACCACAGGGCACCGGCAACAUUAUGCCCAUUCUCUGGGCCUUCAUUGGCGCCUUUGUCGCCAUUCUCAUGAUACAGGCUGUGUCGAAGCGAGUGCCGUCAUUCGAGGCACGAGGCGCCCCCAUGAUUGUGGGCAGUUUUGUAAGCCCUUGUCCCAGUUUUGCCCCCUUCCUUGUGCCAGACCAGAGGACUGCCAGACUGUUGGACCGAUUCCGCACGUCAUGGCACGAAACGAAGCAGACUCUAACUUCACCACCACGACAGGGCGCGGCUGCGGUUCUGGAGUUUUACGCAAUCGAAUCGCCCCUUGCCCAGCCUCGGAAUGCCAUCUUGGGACAGCUGGUCUCGACAUUUGUUGGGAUUGCCAUUGGUAAACUUUUCCAGCUGAGUGACAGCUUCAAGGACAUCCAGUGGCUUGGCGGAGCUCUUGCCUGCGCCUGCGCAACCGCUCUGAUGGCUUUGACCAAGACUGUGCACCCGCCUGCAGGGGCCACGGCGCUGCUCGCCGUUGUGGACGAUACCUUGGUCCACCUCGGAUGGUUUAUGCUCCCCGUCGUCCUGCUGGGAUGUGCGCUUAUGCUCGGGGUAGCGCUGCUGGUCAACAACCUGGAAAGACGUUUCCCGAUGUACUGGUGGACUCCCGAGGACCUUGGCACCGGAAGAUCCAUACUACGCAGACGCCAUUCGACUGAAUCGAACAAAGACGAUGUAGACGAAGAAAAGGCAGAAGACGGCCUCGCGGCACCGGCAUCGGCGGUCACUUCCAGAAAGUCGACCGUUGGAGAUGCCGGCAACAAUGUCGAGUCGAGCGACAGUGAUGCGGUCGGAGGCACGAGCGUGAGGUUUACGAAUGCCCAUCAGCAUGCUGGGGAAGUCGUUAUUAGACGAGGAGAAGUGAUUGUGCCGGAACACAUGUUUCUUACGCAGGAAGAACAGCAGCUUCUAGAGACUCUUACAUAUCGACUGUAG